AUGUUCCAGCCAGGAAAAUGUGGCAUCCAUGGGUUCGAGGCAAUUCGAGCUCCAGCCAGGCUGAUCAAGGUGGUUUGCAACAGCUGUCUGGGGAAGAAGGUCUGUGUGCAACGCAGCACAGAUGACACCAUUGGGUACCUUAAAAAGCUGAUUGCAGCCCAGACUGGCACCCAUUGGAAGAGGAUCAUGAUGAAAAAGUGGUACAUGAUUUUCAAGGAUCACGUGUCUCUGGGGGACUGUGAAAUCCAUGAUGGGAUGAACCUGGAGCUUUAUUACCAAUAUAGCAGAUACAUUUCUCCCUGCUCCACCCCUCCCAGUCACCCACCUACACUCUCCAACACUGGUGGAGAAUCUUGUGUUUAA
This is a messenger RNA of Tupaia belangeri chinensis (Chinese tree shrew), 363 nucleotides long. RefSeq names its product ubiquitin-like protein 5. The transcript has a single exon. Gene Ontology annotation, biological process: protein modification process. The coding region runs from base 1 to 363 and encodes 120 amino acids. The record is from RefSeq and is a predicted model, not a curated record. NCBI's taxonomy places the organism in Eukaryota, Metazoa, Chordata, Mammalia, Scandentia, Tupaiidae.